AUGGAUGACACAAACAUGAAAGAAGAAGAAGCUGAUCAAGAGGAGGAGACGCUCUCCCUCUGCGAUUUCCCUCUGAAUUCCGGAGACGACCCCGACAAAAGAGACUCUUCCAAGAUCAACAACAACAGCCGUCGAUCAUCCUCCGAACCCUCCGAUUUCUUCGAGUUCUUCAAUGAUUUCACCUCCGAGAUGUCCCAUGCAGAAGAUAUCAUCUUCUGCGGCAAGCUCCUCCCCACCUCCCACCCCCAUUUCCGCCGCCCUCGAAUCCUCAAAUCCCUCUCCGAGCACGACGCUGCUGAUUUCUCCAGAAGGUACUGCCAGUACUCCUUGCCGGAGUUGAAUCCGACCACACCCAACGGAGUAGCUAGCACGAGGUUGCCGCGCGGCGGCCGUCCAAAGUUCCGACGUCGGAGUUCAUCAGCCCUGCUGGUGAAACCCGAACCGUUGGAUAUCCACCGGAGUCUUUCCAAGAGCUCGGCGAAAUCAGACGGGUCGUUGAAGGUGGCUCCGAAGCCCAGGUGGUUCGUUUUGAUGUUUGGUCCAUUGAGACUGCAGCAGGAGAUGGAUCUCCGGGAUAUGAAAAACCGGCAGGUUCGCCGGAAUCCGGGGAGCAUGUUCCCGGGAGUUGACGGCGGAGGAGGAAUUCCUGCGGGGCGGAGGAGUUCGUGGGGCCAUGAUUUGCUGAGGGUGUUGAGUUGCAAGAAUCAUGCAAGUGUGGCCGUCACAGCAUCAAUUGGUCUCGUGCCACAUUUCUAA
Messenger RNA from Sesamum indicum (sesame), 756 nucleotides. RefSeq lists its product as uncharacterized. The record is from RefSeq and is a predicted model, not a curated record. Lineage: Eukaryota; Viridiplantae; Streptophyta; Magnoliopsida; Lamiales; Pedaliaceae.